CGUAAAAAUUCUCGCACAUGUUUUUUGGAGUUAUCAAUGUUGUGUGGAGUUAAGUUCUGUUAUUUAAAAGUUAAAUAAAUACCUAGUGUAGUUAAAUAAUACCUACUAUCAGUGACAUAUAAUCAAAAAAUGAGUCAAAUAUUGAACAAAAUCCGGGAUAUAGACCCUAAUAACGGUGAAGUUGUUAAAGAUGCACUUUCAAGCUUCUUCUUGAACCUCAACAAACACACUGAAUUGGACUGCAUCAGAUGGUUACGCGCUUUAGAAAACAUUAUCACCCGGUUCCCGAAAUACUGUAUGUCGCAUAGAAACACAGCAGAAACAUAUUUAACACAUUUUUUGGACAGUAGUAAUUUCUUCUAUGUCUUAGAAGCAGCCAAGUGUGCACAUGCGCUACAGCAGGUACGUCCACCACAGGAGAAAUCGGCAACAGCUAAGAGUUGCUGGCGGGAUGAGAUGAGAGUGCUCUGCAAUUCCGUUCACUUGUUGCUCAGGAGUAUAUUCCCAAAUUUGGUGGACUUAUAUAAUGGUAAUUCAGAGAAUGAAGAACCACAAGUGAUAAAUUCACCAUUACUGACUGCUCUUACAAACAUAAGUAAUGUGAAACACGUAGACAAGAAUGUUGAAAGACAGACGCUUCUGUGCACAAGACUGAGGAAUGUUUUCGUUUUUAUCCAAGCCAUGCUUGUGGAAAUAUACCCAGUGCCAAAGCCAGUCCAACCGCAGACGAUUCUAGAAGCUCUGAUCCGUGCUUUAAGUAUAGCGCCAUCUAGCGUCAGUAAUGUGGAUAUAACAGUCAUCAAAAUUCAGGUUCUGAGAACUGUGGACGCUUUGAUUGCAUGCCUUGGUGCCAACCUGAUUCCUUUUUCAUCACUUGUCAUCCGAUUUGCAAUGCAGACCCUCAAGUGGACAUCAGAAAAUUCCAGCAAUGAGUCGAGUAAGGUCCGUUGCGCCGCCUACCGCAGCCUGUCCCGCUGGCUGGGCACGCUGCGCGCGCACCGCUGCGCGGGCGCCGGCGCGCGCUGGCCGGGCGAGCUGGCCGCCCACGUGGCGCGUGACGUCACGCCCGCCCGACACGUCGUCCAGCUCACUAUGAGUACACAACCAACGAAAAAUUUAAGCAAGAAGGCUAGGAAGAGACUGGCCAACUCCAUGCUGCAAGGGGGCAACAUGGCAUCGCAUAUGCCCGGUGAGAAGAACAAAGUCGUCGUACCUGAAGACAUAAAUGAUGAAGUGGCUAUAGCCGCGUUAGAAUGCGCGGAAACCUUCUUGACUGUGUGCGGGAUAUUCCUCAAACCGACUACCCACAAGCUAUUCCAAGAACGUCUAGUACGCGAAUGUUACUCCCUAGAGUCAUACUCGAGCGAGCGAGCGCUGUGGCUGCUGCGAGCGUUGGAAGCCACGAGGAAAACCACGCCCGCGACAGUGGCGCCGCCCACACAGUACUGCUUGCAACUGUACAGCGUUUUGAUCAAUUCCCAACAGAGGGAGAUAUCGAAGUUCUGUUCACAAGCCCUCCUAGACAUACGGAUGCACCUACACUGUUCGCCGCCGUCGAUAAACUUCGCGUUAGAAGUCGCGGACGACAAGCAGAAGCGUGCGGAGUUGAAGAAAUCUAAAAUGCAACAAAGGAAUAAAGCCGCUUUGGACGCCUUUUUAGAGAACAGAGUUACAACUGAAAAUUCCAACGAAAUAAUAACAAUACUAGAUGAACCAUCAAAUAAGAAGCCAAGACUUGAAGAAGAUACAUUAGACAAGAUAAGCGUUAGCAGUGACUCUGUUAGUUCCGUAGAAAUCAGCGAUGAAUCUGACGGAGACGUAGAACUAGUUCAAGAAAAUGAUAAAGCUAAUGAAAAAGAGAAUGAAAAUGGAGACAUUUCAAUAGAAAUUGUUGUCGAUACUUCUAGUAAAAACAAUGAUAUUCCUGAAAGUAAUAAACAAACAGUUUAUAUCCCCAACGAUGUAGUAGAUACAGUUGAAAAUAAUACACAAAUAGAAGUCAAUACUGUUACUGAAGUUUCAAAUAACCAUGAAAAAGAUGCUCCUAGUUCUCAAGACGACGGAAAAGAUAAUAUUUAUGAAGCCAAAACUCAACUACCAAUUAACGCUUCAAAUGAAACAGUAGAUGAAGAUAUGCCAUUAUCAGCUGAAAUAGCAUACGAUUUACCCGCAACGGUGAAAGAAGUGCCAGUUUUAGAAAAAAAUGACGAUGAUAAUCUUCCGAGUACUAAUGACACCGAUGACAUUCAGAUAACUUGCGGGCAAGUUGUCAAAAAUUCACAAGAUGGCGCUGAAAAGGCUAAAACUGAAUGUGAAACACCCAAAGUGAAUGGAAAUAAAUCUCCUGAGAAAAUAAUGAUAGAUGAUGAAGUUUUAGUUCCUGAAGUAACAAUUAAAAUUGGUGCUCUUAAUGAUACUAUAACAGUUGAUGAUAUGAUGGCAGAUUUCGUUGAUGAGGUUAACGAAGAAGGUACCGUGUAAUUGCAUUUUGAAAUGUGCCAAGUUGAUCGGCUAAAAGCUGUAAGUCAUAGGUUUUAAGUUUAAUUUUCUUCCAAAAUGUAAUCGUCUUUAUAAAUGAUAUAGGUAUUGAAAUAUACCGAAUUAAUAAAAAAAAAU
Amyelois transitella is the source of this 2616-nucleotide messenger RNA. RefSeq lists its product as uncharacterized. Gene Ontology annotation, biological process: rRNA processing. The record is from RefSeq and is a predicted model, not a curated record. Gene Ontology annotation, cellular component: nucleus. The transcript is spliced from 13 exons. NCBI's taxonomy places the organism in Eukaryota, Metazoa, Arthropoda, Insecta, Lepidoptera, Pyralidae. The coding region runs from base 130 to 2481 and encodes 783 amino acids.